Molecule: messenger RNA, 682 nt
Organism: Drosophila eugracilis
Lineage: Eukaryota; Metazoa; Arthropoda; Insecta; Diptera; Drosophilidae
Product: acylphosphatase-2
Exons: 3
Coding region: 265-570 (101 amino acids)
Molecular function (GO): acylphosphatase activity
Source: RefSeq, a predicted model, not a curated record
UUGGCAUUUUAGUUUUAAAUUUGCGACGGUUUGCUGAAAAUCAACUUAACGAUCGCGGCGGAACAAAACGCUCUGAAUAAAUUAAAUAUUUUCAAAAAUUAUAUAUUUACAAAACGACUCCAAUUUUGCAGAAUUUUAAUCAAUUAUUAGCAACUAUUUAAAGAACGGUUGAGGUGAUAAAAAACAGCAUUCUAUACCAUCGAGCUGUUGCUAAAUUUACAUAACCAAAAGUGCAAAAAAGUGAAAAGUUCGAAAUCGAUCGAAAUGGGCAUUCCGGACAUCCGACUGUUGGUGACGGUGGACUUUGAGGUCUAUGGACAUGUACAAGGGCUGAAUCUCACCAAAGACACCCGCGACCGAUGCACCAAGGCAGGAAUUACUGGCUGGGUGAAGAACAGCAAACAGGGCACCAUCGUCGGCAAAAUGCAAGGUCCCAAAGAGGAGGUGGACAAGAUGAUCACCUGGCUGUCCAGCGAGGGCUCUCCCGGUUGUCAAAUCGAUCGAUGUGAGCUGAGGAACCAGGGCAAUCUCAGCCGACUGGACUAUAAGGACUUCGCCAUUAGGUUUUAGCUUUGUUUCCGCCUUAUAUUUGGUAUGCGGAAAUAAGGUUUUGUGUGUUUGUUUUGUGCAUUACAUCAAUAAGUUUGUAAAUACAAGUAAAUAAUAAAGAAAUUAAUAAUAA